AUGUCUGGGGCCCGUAAGACCAAGAUGAACCUUUCCCUCCUCACAUGGAGACCUCGUGAUCUACUCGCUGACAUCCAAAAUGACCUUGUGGCAAGCUUUGGAGAAUUCAUUGGUACGGUCACCUUUAUGAUGGUUGGUUUAGGAGGUAUCCAAGCUGCUGGUACUUCUAAUAUAGCUAGUUUACGUCUAGCUGCCAGUCAGACCACUGCCAGUGCUGGUACUACGGGAUCAAGUGCUAUUAACACUGUCGCUUCCAUCGAGCAAUUGACCUAUAUCGCCGUCUCCAUGGGACUAAGUCUACUUUUCUCAGCUUGGAUUUUCUAUCGAGCCACUGGUGCUGCAUUCAAUCCAAACGUAUCAUUUGCACUGUUAUUGAUCGGAGUCAUUAGCCCAACCCGAUUUAUCCUUUACGCAUCUUCUCAAUUUCUCGGUUCAAUCGUUGCCUGUGGGCUUUUAGCCGCACUUCUUCCAGGUCCUUUAGCUGUAACUCCCGCACUAGGAGCCGGGACAAAUCCCGGUCAAGGACUUUUCAUCGAAUGUUUUGCAACUUGCGCAUUGAUCUUAUCAGUCCUUUUCUUGGCUGUUGAGAAGCAUCGCGCUACGUUCUUGGCACCAGUCGGAAUUGGAAUCACGCUAUUUGCUGGUCAUAUGUUUGCCACUGUAUACACCGGAGCGGCCAUGAACACGGCCAGAGCUUUUGGGCCCGCAGUAAUCACAGGAUUUGGUACAGAUCACUGGGUAUACUGGGUGGGACCAACUUUAGGGGCUUUCUUGGCUGUCGCAAUAUAUGCGAUUAUGAAACGAUUCAAAUAUUGGAAACUGAAUGAAGGACAGGACACUGAUGAAUCUAGCAAAUCGCCAGCUCUGUUCUUUCAAGAAGAACCCGAACAUACGAACCAAACUAAGCCUUCAGAAUCCCGAGCGCCUUCCAUGAGGGUUCUUCCUAGCAUUGGUCAAACCCUUGGAGAAGGUCAAGAUCAGCGAGAGAAAAAUACAGGUGUGAUUGUAAUUAACGAACCUGAAGGUGAUCGUAGGGAGAGGCAAAACUUGAUGGUUAGACAUCCUUCUGGUAUCGAAGAGAUGGUUUGA
Messenger RNA from Melampsora larici-populina 98AG31, 1089 nucleotides. RefSeq lists its product as uncharacterized. Gene Ontology annotation, cellular component: plasma membrane. Gene Ontology annotation, biological process: transmembrane transport. Lineage: Eukaryota; Fungi; Basidiomycota; Pucciniomycetes; Pucciniales; Melampsoraceae. Gene Ontology annotation, molecular function: water channel activity. The coding region runs from base 1 to 1089 and encodes 362 amino acids. The transcript is spliced from 10 exons. The record is from RefSeq and is a predicted model, not a curated record.